AUGUACGUCAGUAGAGUCAGUAGAGUCAGUAGAGAAGAAGGAAGAGGAAUUUUAAAAUCAGGAAAAUUAGCAACAAUAACAACCGAAUCACCCGAAAAUACUACAGAUACAGCACCUUUAAUAUUUUCCAAUUAUCCACGUCCACGUUUAAGUCGAGUAUUUGAACCUCUUAUUUCAGAGUAUUCAUCAUUUUGGUUUGGUGGUGGACAUAAUAGUAUUUCAAUAGCAGCUGAACAAUUUACAAGAGAUAAUCCACCUCAAGAAUUAAUUCCACCAGUUGAUCAUAUAAUUCAUAUACAAAGUUUAGGAGGAGCUAAAGCGUGGACAUGGGAACCUGAAGACACAUUAAUUAGCCAACAAAUAAUAUCGAUUACUAAUGAAGGGAAAAAUGUAACAUUUAAUAAAAGAUCAGAUGCAAUGAUACAAACUAAUUAUCCAUUUUUUAUACCUAGAACUGAAAGUGAUAUUAUUUAUGAGGAACCAUUUGAACAACCUAAAACUAAGGAUGAAAGACACGGACAAAUGUUACAUUAUUUUGAAAUUACUGUAUUAAGUAAUCCUCAUCCUAAUAAUACUACAAUUGCUAUCGGAUUAGCUACUAAACCUUACCCAUCAUUUAGAUUACCAGGUUGGAAUAUGCAUUCAGUAGGUUAUCAUUCAACAAAUGGUAAAAAAUUUGAAGAUUCAACUGGUGGAAAUGAUUAUGGUCCUAAAUGGGGUGAACCAGAUGAUACUAUAGGAUGUGGAUACAAUCCAGAUGCAGGAUAUGUAUUUUAUACUAAAAAUGGACAGUUUUUAGGCAAUGCAUAUACUGGAAAAAGUCAUAUAUGGUUUCCUACGAUUGGGGCAACCGGUCAAUGUACCAUUCAAACUAAUUUUGGUGAUGAUACUGAAAAUGAUUUCAGUGCAAUAGGAUAUGGACCAGGUGGACCAUUACUUAUAAGAAGAACCGAAUCAGGAACAUCAACUGGUAGACGAUCAAGAAUUAGUAGAAGCAGUAGUAUGAAAAGUAUACAUAGUAUUAAUAAUAAUGAAUGA
Messenger RNA from Diversispora eburnea, 1038 nucleotides. The record is from the annotation of a GenBank genome assembly. Lineage: Eukaryota; Fungi; Glomeromycota; Glomeromycetes; Diversisporales; Diversisporaceae.